This is a messenger RNA of Trematomus bernacchii (emerald rockcod), 9177 nucleotides long. RefSeq names its product pneumococcal serine-rich repeat protein-like. The transcript is spliced from 10 exons. The record is from RefSeq and is a predicted model, not a curated record. Gene Ontology annotation, cellular component: nucleus; chromatin. Gene Ontology annotation, molecular function: protein-lysine-acetyltransferase activity. Bases 105 to 7952 code for a protein of 2615 amino acids. Gene Ontology annotation, biological process: mitotic sister chromatid cohesion. NCBI's taxonomy places the organism in Eukaryota, Metazoa, Chordata, Actinopteri, Perciformes, Nototheniidae.
UAUUCACAGAAAAAAAAAAAACAGCUGUUGUUGAAAAAGAAAACAGCGAAGAGAGUUUCAUUGACGGAUGUCUUGGCUUUAUCUUUUCGCACACAUAAGUAAAAAUGCAUGCCCCAAAGAGAGGGUCAUCUCCUGAUGAUUCUCAUCGCAAGAUAAGGAAGUUGGAUCAGGAUGAGGAUGACAUGCAAUCCACAACUGCACCAGCUACAAAUAAUACAGCAGCAAACUCACGGAAUAUACCAGCCAAGUCAUCAAUACAGAGUUCCCCUCCAAAAGAUUCCAGCAAAACCAUUUCUGAACCUCCUCUCAAAGAAUCCAAGCUCCUAAAAGCCACAAGUGCCUCCUGCGGAGAAGCUCCCUCACAGAAAGCGAACUCCAAUGCUUCCCUGAAGCGAACAGCCUCCACUGAGUCUGAGGAUGAAUUAAGUAGUGAUGGUAGUGAGACUGACCCUUUCAGAGAGAGGCAUGAUGGCGACAAGGCACGCUGCAUCAGAAAAUAUUCUAAUCGAGUCAAAGCGAAGCGCAAAGCUGAAGAGCCAACGUCUGACCCACAGGAGACAGGCCAAGGGUCACCGUCUGCACCUGAAGGCCCCGUUCAGAUGGACCACAAUUAUGGUAGAUUUUCAGAUUCAAGUAUGGGAGAGCUUGAUAUGGAUGAGAAAAAAGAAUCAGCACACUCUGUCACUGAACUACAGGUCCAAGUAAUGUCAGUUAAUGCAACACAAGCAGAGUCAAAAGACACUUUAGUCGCUGCAAGCAGAAGUGUAAAGGCUAGCAUUGAAUUUGAGUGCCCAGACGAUCAAAUCAAACGUGAGGAAUUGAAAAAUGUAGAAGGCCAAAAGCUCGAUGAUAAUAAAACCCCAACAUCAUGUAUAGAGAGCUUAGACUCUGUCACUGCAACAGCUGAAGGGUCGCCUUGCAUCACAUCUGAGGCAGAAGGAAAGGAAAGGAAAGACAUCAAUAACCAAAAGUGUGUGGAUAAUGAAACAGUUGCACCUGCAGUGGAAACAUUGUAUAGUACUGGAGAGGCAAAUCCAGGCUGUGAAGUGGAAAUACAGUUAGAGGAGAGCAUGAACUCAUUUCCUGAAAGUCAUACAGUUAACAUCAGUGAAACUGAAACUAAGGACACCACAGAGUCUGUUUCAAAGGAGACAUUGGAUGUAAAAUGUAAAAGUGAGGGUGAAGGGCAGGAAGCCAAUGUCUCCGCAGACCACAUUGAUGUAGCAGAUAAAGCGUUAUCAAAUGAAACAAACAUGGAAGGAGGUGUUAAUCCUGAGAGUCAGACUAAUAAGAAAUUAACAACAGAGCCCACUGGCAAUCCAGACACUCAAACAGACCUCAGUGUCAAAAUUCAAGUUACUUUCAAAGAGGAAUCUAACAUCAUUCAUCAAGUGAGCCAUGAAGUGCCAGACGUAAUUACCAACUCGUGUGAGGAUGUGGACAAACUAGUACGAAAGUCGGAGGAAAAACGUAAGGAAAGUGAUCGGAAAGGAGUCGAGUUCCUGUCGACUCAGACUGUUGCUGUUUCUGGGUCCUUUGCUGAAGUACAAGUGAUGGAAAAGACGACUGACAGCUGUACAGAAAUACUGACAUCAAAUUGUGAGGCUGUUCCUGAGCAAAAUCAAAACAAGGUGCUCUCUGAGUGUGUCACAGACUUGAAGGGGCAUAUUGACACGGACCUGGAGACCAAAAUGACAGAGGACAGGGAUAAAUCAGCGCCUAAGGAGGAUACACUAAACGGGGGGAACCACAUAGGAAAUGACAAUACUACGCAAAUACCAGCUGUAGUCGAAGAAGUUGCAGAGACGAGGAUAGAAAAAGAGAACAACUUUGAGGAAAUUUCCAAUGAAGCCGCCACAAUGGAAAUACAAUUCCAGAAGAGGCAGGAAGUAAGUGAACACACUGCAGACAUAUCUACAGAAUUGAAUAAGGAUUGUGUUUCAAAUUCUAAAAUAAUGGAAAAUGACGACAACCAGGACUUUGAACGCACUAGUGGACCUGAGAGACAGACUACAACGGCAUCACAGAUUCUUAAUCCUCCAUCUUCAGUGGAAGUACAAAUCCAGGAGAGGCCAAGAGACGACGAACCCAUUGCAGAAAUGUCUGAUAAAACACAGAAACAUCCAGUUGCAAAUUGCCAGAAAGCUGAAGGCAGGGUUGAUGCUGAAGCUGUAGCUGCUGCUGAGAAUCUGAAUAGAAUAGAGGUGGAUAUGCAGACGACAACAGCAUCAGAAGAGAUGUCUAACAUUGCACCUACAGUGGAUAUGCAGAAGACAACAGCAUCAGAAGAGACGUCUAACAUUGCACCUACAGUGGAUAUGCAGAAGACAACAGCAUCAGAAGAGACGUCUAACAUUGCACCUACAGUGGAUAUGCAGAAGACAACAGCAUCAGAAGAGACGUCUAACAUUGCACCUACAGUGGAUAUGCAGAAGACAACAGCAUCAGAAGAGACGUCUAACAUUGCACUUACAGUGGGUAUGCAGACGACAACAGCAUCAGAAGAGACGUCUAACAUUGCACCUACAGUGGGUAUGCAGACGACAACAGCAUCAGAAGAGACGUCUAACAUUGCACCUACAGUGGAUAUGCAGAAGACAACAGCAUCAGAAGAGACGUCUAACAUUGCACCUACAGUGGAUAUGCAGAAGACAACAGCAUCAGAAGAGACGUCUAACAUUGCACUUACAGUGGGUAUGCAGACAACAGCAUCAGAAGAGACGUCUAACAUUGCACCUACAGUGGAUAUUCAGACGACAACAGCAUCAGAAGAGACGUCUAACAUUGCACUUACAGUGGGUAUGCAGACAACAGCAUCAGAAGAGACGUCUAACAUUGCACCUACAGUGGAUAUUCAGACGACAACAGCAUCAGAAGAGACGUCUAACAUUGCACCUACAGUGGAUAUGCAGACAACAACAGCAUCAGAAGAGACGUCUAACAUUGCACUUACAGUGGAUAUGCAGACGACAACAGCAUCAGAAGAGACGUCUAACAUUGCACCUACAGUGGAUAUGCAAAGCCAGGAAGUCACUCAACUCACCACAGACAUGUGUGCUGAACUGCAUGAGGAUCAAAAGGCUGAACAUAUGGAAAAUCCAGCUCCUGUAGUUGAAAGCAUAAUAGAAGUGGACAUGCAGACUACAUCAUCUGAGGAGAUAAUUGACAAAGCACAUGCACUGGAAAUACAAAGUCAAAAUGAAGUAAAUAUCAAGACUGCAGCAACAUCAAUGGAGAUUUCUAACAUAGCAGAAACACAAGCCCAGGUAUGCCAAGCAGUCUUUGAACCUGAAACAGACAGCUCUCAAAAAGGUCUUCAGAUUCAGACUCCUGAGAGGAAUGGAAAUGAAAACAAGGUUACCACAGUGUGUGUCAGUGCAACAGAGAAUCAAAGAGAAAUUGAUUUGCAGACCAAAACAACACCAGAGGAGACUUCUGAUCCCACAACUAAAGCAGAAACACAGAAUCAGAGAAGUCAUAAGGUCGAAGAACUCACAACACAGGUCAGCGAUCCUAAAGAUUUUAUUGUGGCAAACACAAGUGAAGAAAACAAGGAUACAGUUAUCACAGUAUGUGUGGAUGCCACUGAUAAUCAUAUAGGAAUGGAUGUGCGACCGACAGCAGCGCCGGAAAUGUCUAAUCAACCCCUUAUAGACGAAAUGCAAAGCAAGGGGAUCCCAGAACUCCACUCCGAAGCUCAAAAUGAUCUAGUGACUGCAAGUUGUGAGAGUGAGGAAAAGGAAAAUGGGGUUAAUGCUGAAUGUGUGGAUGUUACAGACGUUCAAAUAAAUAUGGAAACUACUAAAACACCGGAGGAUAUUUUUGAUGCAGCACCGACCAUGGAGGAGCAAAACCAGAGGACGGGGGAAGUCGAUGAACCCACUAUAGCCUUAUCGAGUGAAACUAACCAACCUCCUCCUUUGCCUGAACGUGAGGAUAAUGCCAACAUGCAGAUACAGCCGAGUGAGAAUAUCCAAGGGAAUAUGGAUGUUGUAGGUUUAUCAACAGAAAGGGUCAGCGAUAUUGAAGGAGAAGGAACUGGAAGCAAUGAAGUCAUAGUGUUUGUUUGUGGGCAACUGGAUGACGCUGAUAUUGUAAUUCCAGCAUCAGACGAGCCAAUUAAUACGGUUAAUCAGGCAGAUGUUGAGAUUCAUGAAAACCAGAUGGUGUAUGAGCCCAUUAGUAGUCCAGAGAGUAAUGAUGACAGGGAGAUUUCCACCGCAUCAGAGAACCACGACGGUGCGUCUUUACUGGACAUUCAGAACACUCGGGAGAUGGAAGGAGAUGUAUCAACUAGUCGAGACAACCGUUGUGGCCAACAACUGGAAAAAGAGGAAGACCUCCAGGAACAAAUGUGUGUCCCAGACAGCCAAGAUGUUGAAGUGGAAGCACAAACCGUCAGAGUGCCAGAGAGUUGUGUCCCUGCACAUUUGGAGGAGAGUAACAUGAAUGUGAAACAAGUCGCAGUGAUCAGCUCCAGCGAUGACAUCAGCAUGCCAGAUGGCCAGUCGGAAGAUGCUACACUACAAAGAGAAAGGAAUGGGUAUGCAGAUUGCGCCAGUGCCACAGAGGUUUCUGAACAGGUGCAGGAGGUUGCAGACGUCACAGUGACGACAACUACAGCCACCACUAAAGUUGAAAUACCAGAUAGUACAUCUGAGGAGUUUUUUAUCUUAGAACCAAUGCAAACGGGUGCGUUUCACUACGACAUUGUCACUCAAGCAGCGGCUGAAUCAGGUUUGUCGGACUCGCUUUCAGAGCAUGUGAAUGCAGACGGUCCUUUGGAAGGCGAUGCGGAGAAUGAAAGGAUUUUAAAUGGUUCCCAACAAGCCGACUUCCUGCUGGCAGAAGUGCACCAAUGUCACACAGCUGAUGAGAUCAUAGUGACCAAUUCAAGUGAGGUUGUAGAUCAGGAGAUGACAGACCAAAGUGUUGAAGUUCUUCAAAAUUCCGACCACAGCAGUCACCCGACCUCUGACUUGAUGGAUGUUAAUACCUCAGAGAUUGAUAUGGCAAACUGCCAUGCUCAAGUCACGAAUGAAGACUGCAAUGCACUGAUAAUAACAAACGCCGAUGCUGAUUUGGAUUUACAAGAAGUGCAGAUUCUACAGGAUAUAGAGAUCGUAGAGAUCGGACGUGAGAUUGUAGUAGUAGAGGAAGAGAGUGAUGCAGAUAGUGACAUCAUAAUAAUAAAAAAACUCCAGGAAACACCUGAGGCAGACCCUCCUAAAAAGUCUGAGGAAAAAGCUAAAGAUGAUACAUGUGGGACCAGCUUGAAGCUAAAUGAAAAGGCUAAAGAUGAUAAAAAGGGACAGGGGGCAGAAAAACCCAAGAAACAAGAAAUGAACACACAGGCCAGAACCAAAGCCCGCCUGGCAGCUCUGGCUGAGCAAAAGGCUGCGGCCUCGAAGAGAACUGCAAACAGACAGCAGCUGAACCUCUUAGCUUUGUGUCACGAAAUUGCGGAGGACAUUGCUACGGACAGCAUGCUGUUAAAGAGGAUAGAAGACGAAAAACUAGCAGCAGCAUCCAAGAGUGAAACGAGCAAGAAGGAAAGUCCACCUGUUAUCAAGCAAGAGGCAAACACUGCUGUUGUUGCAACUCAUGCAGGACCAGAGGAGAGCUCUGCUUCAGUGGCUCCUGCUGAGGAGGCCUCUAAAGCCCAGCCCCCAACUGAGGUAAAGCCUGCUGCAGAGCCCGCCGCGAAGCCCACUCCAGAAGCUCCAAAGAGGCGUUUCUUUGUCACGCAGAUUUCAGUGCCACUGAAAGCCCAUGAGAAGAAGAAGCUAACUAGAUAUCAGAGGCUAAGACAGGUUGAACUGCAGAGAGAGAAAAUGUCUUGGGCACGUGUGAAGAAGCUUAAGUCGGACCAAGCAAAUCAGAUGUUUUCAGACAUGGAUUGGCAAGCACCCAUGUCUGCAUCCUUCCCAUUCUCAGUUCCUCCUGUGACCACAGCUCCUCCUCCACCUGCAGCCGCUCCAUCCCAAUCACCUCUCCCAAGCCCUGUCUCUAACAGCAAGCCUGCAACACCCAAGGCAGAACUCCCUAAAGCUGACCCUCCCAAAGCUGAACCCAGUAAGAUUGAACCCACUAAAAUAGAAACACCCAAAACUGAACCCCCUGAACCUGAAGCUGAAGCCUCCAAAACGGCGACUCCUAACGCUGGAAUUCGUAAAUCUACAAGGCAAACUAAGGCUCUGACUCCUAAAGAAACCCCUUCUCCGGGGCCCACCCCUAAAGUGACCCGAUCAGCAGCAAAGAGGACCCUCCCGGCAGUACCCCCACCCAUGCCUAAUGGAGUUAAAGCUGAAAAACAGAAGCCCGUUGAGUACAAGCCAUACAGGCCUCGGCCAAAGUAUUCCUUUGAUGAUUUUGAACUAGAUGACGACCCGUUGCCAACAAAAAAGCCCGGUCUUCAGUCAAGGCCGACACAGCCGACACGACCGGGUGUCCAGUCCAACCCUGCAGCGCAAUCUAGACCCACUCUUCAGUCGUUACAUCUUGCAAACCAGGCAAGACUCAGAGCUGGACAGAUCCCAGGUCAGUUGAGGCCAGCCGGUUCCACAAAUCCACAGUUAAAGCCUGCCGUUGCAACAACACCCCAGUUAAAGACCACAGCUACUGCCACAGCGACUGCCACAGCGACUGCCACAGCGACUGCCACAGCGACUGCCACAGGUUCUUUAAAACAUCCUUUAGUUAAAGCUCAGUUAAAGCCUCCUCUCAUGACGUCGCCCCAGUCAAAGGCUGUUUCAGCUCCAGGUCAGUCCAGGCCCGCUGCCUCGCCUCAGUUAAAGCCUGCUGGUAGUGGGGGUGCAGCUCAGCUCAAGCAGACAGCAGCAUCUCAGUCUGCAGGUUCAACAACAUCUGAGACAAAGCCAGCUGUUCCUAAGACCAACGUUGGUUCGACGUCCCAGAAAACCACACCGAAGCCGUCAGCAGAAGAUGGCAAAUGCAAGGGUACAGCUAAUCCCACCUCUUCCAUUCCCACUAAAGAUGGCUCUAAAGUGUCUGACACACAGAAGUGUGAAGAAAAGCCUAAAGUGACUGGUGCGGAUCCAUCUCCUGAGAAUAAGGCACAAACAGUCAAGACAGAAGAGAAGACAUCGGGAAAACCUCAAGAGGGAGCAGCAGAGACGAGGGAUGGCAGGACUCCUCUCUCUGACGCAUGCCUGCAAAAAGAAGUCAAGAAGCUAAAGGAGGCUGACAAAGACAGCACCCAGACCAUCAUUGAUGCAGGACAGAAGCAUUUUGGAGCGGUGGCCUGCAGCGUGUGUGGGAUGCUCUACUCUGCUGCCAACCCUGAAGAUGAAUCUCAGCAUCUACUCUUCCACAACCAGUUCGUCAGUGCUGUUAAAUAUGUGGGAUGGAAAAAAGAGAGGAUCCUGGCAGAGUAUCCUGAUGGCAAGAUCAUUCUGGUCCUGCCUGACGAUCCCAAAUAUGCUCUGAAGAAGGUGGAGGAGAUCAGGGAGAUGGUGGACAAUGACCUGGGCUUCCAGCAGGUGGAGACCAAGUGUCCCUCUGUGACCAAGACCUUUCUCUUCAUCUCCCAUGAUAGGAAAGUGUGUGGAUGCCUUAUAGCGGAGCACAUACAAGAGGGAUACAGGGUGAUCGAGGAGCCAGGACCGGAGGGCACCGAGGGAGAAAAGGUGAUGUUUGAGCGUCAGAGAGCGUGGUGCUGCUCCACGACACCGGAGCCGGCCAUCUGUGGUAUCAGCCGCAUCUGGGUGGUGAACAUGAUGAGACGCAAGGGCAUCGCCUCCCGCAUGCUGGAGUGCCUGAGGAACAACUUUGAUUACGGUUCGUACCUGAGCAAAGACGAGAUCGCUUUCUCCGACCCCACACCCGACGGGAAGCUCUUCGCCACACAUUAUUUUUCCACUUCUCAGUUUUUGGUUUAUAACUUUGUGAGUGGAACGCGCUCAUCCCAGCCAAAAACUGACGCAGUAUGACAGUCUCCAGGAAAAGGUAACAAUGGAUUAAACCGAGACGCCCACUGAGCAACGGGACGCAUCAUCGCUAAACAGCGUCUGAUCCAGAUUUGCAAAAUGUAAAAAAACAAACUGUAAAUAACUCCGUGAAGAGGACACACAUUGGUUUAAAUCUCAGGAUGAAAACAACAAGGUGUUGUUAAUCAUUUUUAUUAACUCGCCCUUUAAUCCCUCCCCGAAUGGUAUUUUGAAAAAUGAGAGUAUUUUCUUCAUACAUUUUUAAGUAAACAAUUGGUUUUAUUAGAAGGAUAGAGUUUACAUGCAUGACCUGACAGCAAUAGAAAACAAAGAGCCUUUCAUUGAUGUUUUCCUCUGAAGUCCUGCGAGGUCAAACAGGUGCAUUUUAAAUGUUAUUUUAGAGUUUUGUCCGUAUUAAGUUUAAAUGAUUUUUAAUUGCAUAAUGUAGUGUACUUCAAGGGAUUGUCAUGUCCAUCUCUUCACAGCUCAAAGUGAUGCUGCCGUCGUCUCAGAUUGGGUUUUAAGCAGCAGCGAUCAUGUUACUGGCCGGUUAAAUAUGUAUUUUUGCCACAUCAGUCCCACUGAUUUCACUGUCAUGUUUUUAUUAUAACAUUUCAAAUUGAUCAUCCUAAAGAGAUGUGGGUUGAAGCUGUAGCCAGGGCAUUCAUUGUGUUCUCUAAUUUCCUUAGAUCACCUUUCUUGUUUAGUUUCCCGAGCUGAGCCACAUACUGUACACCGUUUAGCAGGGCAUUGUAGCCUAAAACUGUAUGAGUGAUGUCCUUUCAUUUCACCGAAGCUGUCUAUUGCUUUCUUUGUGCCUGAAUGAAUAAUGUGUCACUUCAAAUUUGUUUUUUUCCUAGCCAUACGUUAUGGCUUUUUAUUGCGUUAAUGUAGAGUAUCAUUCUCCUUUUACCUAAGUAAAAUCGAAUUAAAUGUAUAUCAAAUGAUCAUGUAGAGUUAUGCAUACUAUAACAACAUUAAUAAUGGAUGUGUUAAGGUUCACCCUUUAUGAUUACCAACAGGAACAUUUGCUCAGUGAUCAACAUGAGGGGUUGUAUCUCUUCCUCUCUACACAGAUUUACAGUCUCAUUGUACUCCAUCCCUUCUUUUCUUUUUCCUACUUGUUAAAGCAAUUGCUUUUAGAAAAAUGUGUCGUGGAGAAAAAGAUAUUUGAUUUAUACGAAGCUGUAUGUAAAUAUUUAUUUAAAUAAUAAACGAUUUAAAACAA